UAGAAACCAGAAUUAAUUACAUCAUUCUGAUGAUCCGGUGGAGUAAAUGCGCGGAUGGAUAGAUAAACGGUGAAGUUUCCAACAAAAUCUCUGACUCCGAUUCAGCUUUCUAAGUAUAAGUUCCCAUUCCCUCUCUUCUUCUUCUUUUAUCAUAUAUCAUCGAAAACGCAAACCCAGAAAAAUGGGAGGAGAAGCUGGCUUCAUCGGAUCAAUCGAUCAAGGAACCACGAGCACCAGAUUCAUCAUUUACGACCACAAUGCUCGCUCCGUUGCUUCUCACCAGGUUGAGUUCACGCAGUUCUACCCCGAAGCUGGAUGGGUGGAACACGAUCCAAUGGAGAUACUGGAAAGUGUGAAAGUGUGCAUCGCCAAGGCCCUCGACAAAGCCACAGCCGAUGGGCACAACGUCGACGGUGGCUUGAAGGCCAUCGGGCUCACGGAUCAGCGAGAGACGACCGUCGUCUGGAGCAAAUCCACUGGGCUUCCUCUCCACAAAGCGGUUGUGUGGAUGGAUGCUCGCACCAGUUCCAUCUGCAGGAGACUAGAGAAGGAACUAUCAGGAGGUAGAUCGCACUUUGUGGAGUCUUGUGGCUUGCCCAUAAGCACCUACUUCUCCGCCAUGAAGCUUCUUUGGCUGAUGGAGAAUGUCGACGCUGUCAAGGACGGUAUCACGAAAGGUGAUGCCAUCUUUGGCACCAUCGACACCUGGCUCAUCUGGAACAUGACCGGCGGUGCCAACGGCGGUCUACACGUCACCGACGUCACCAACGCGUCUCGCACGAUGCUCAUGAACCUCAGCACCUUGAGCUGGGACGACGCGACUCUCAAGACUCUCGGAAUACCUGCUGAAAUCUUGCCCAAGAUUGUCAGCAAUUCCGAGGUCAUUGGAGAGAUCUGCAAGGGCUGGCCCAUUCCAGGUAUCAGGAUCGCGGGAUGUCUCGGCGACCAACACGCGGCGAUGCUCGGACAAGCCUGCCGGAAAGGAGAGGCCAAGAGCACUUACGGCACUGGCGCCUUCAUUCUUCUCAACACAGGAGAAGUCGCCAUCAAAUCGGGGCACGGCCUUUUGACCACGCUGUCUUACAAGCUCGGGCCUCAAGCGCCCACAAACUAUGCCCUGGAAGGCUCGAUUGCGAUUGCAGGAGCUGCUGUGCAGUGGCUAAGAGACAGCCUUGGAAUUAUCAAGAGCGCAAGUGAGAUAGAGGAUUUGGCGGCUAUGGUGGAUUCAACCGGAGGAGUCUACUUUGUGCCGGCGUUUAACGGUUUGUUUGCGCCGUGGUGGAGAGAAGACGCUCGUGGUGUGUGCAUCGGGAUCACGAGGUUCACAAACAAGUCUCACAUCGCACGGGCGGUGCUGGAGAGCAUGUGUUUCCAAGUAAAGGACGUGCUCGACUCCAUGAACAAAGACGCCGGAGAAAAGGGCUCCCUAGAUAACGAGAAAGGGGAGUUCUUGCUGAGAGUUGACGGUGGCGCCACGGCCAACAACCUUCUGAUGCAGAUUCAGGCUGAUUUGAUGGGAAGUCCGGUGGUGAGGCCUGUGGACAUAGAGACAACGGCACUGGGAGCAGCCUAUGCAGCUGGACUGGCCGUGGGAUUCUGGAAAGAAGAAGACAUAUUCGAGUCAGGAGAGAAGGCGAAGAACUCCAAAGUUUUCAGACCGGCUAUGGAAGAAGAAACCAGGAAGAAGAAAGUGGAGUCUUGGUGCAAAGCGGUCGAGAGAACAUUCGAUCUUGCUGAUCUCUCUCUCUGAGCAAGACUUGAAUGAUUUCCCUAAAACCACAUCGUCCGAUUACUUGUGAUACCACACUUUGGGCUGUCUUAUCUUUUUAAGUCACGUUAUGUUUAACGUCUAAUAUAUUAUGUUCGUUAGAAUAAACAGUCGUUUGAAUGAUCGAUUAAUAGAUGCUUAAUAGUGUUUGAAGUGAGAUUGCAUCAGAUAAAAGACAAGAGAGAAGUAUUUUCAAUAGUUUCAGACCCAACAGAUGAAGCA
Molecule: messenger RNA, 1990 nt
Organism: Thlaspi arvense
Lineage: Eukaryota; Viridiplantae; Streptophyta; Magnoliopsida; Brassicales; Brassicaceae
Source: the annotation of a GenBank genome assembly